Messenger RNA from Paramecium sonneborni, 482 nucleotides. The record is from the annotation of a GenBank genome assembly. NCBI's taxonomy places the organism in Eukaryota, Ciliophora, Oligohymenophorea, Peniculida, Parameciidae.
AUGAGAUCAAAAUAAACAUAGACACCUGAAUAAAUAAUUCAUAUUCUCAGAUCUUUUAAGAGUUACAUAGGGAAAACGAAUUCUAUGAGUCCAUAGACAAGAUGCUCCACUUGUGUUUAGACUGUAAAAAAGGAAACAAAAUAAAAUUCUGAAUUUUUACUGAAAUGUCCUAUAUUGAAUAUAAAUGAAUAGGAAUUAGGGAAAGAAGGAGUUGAGAAAAAGAUUGAACUUUUAUCUGAUCAAAUUAAAAACAUGUAAAUGAAGUAAGAAGAAUUGGAGAACUAACAUUUUAGAUUAAGUAAAAAUGUGAAGAAAUUGAAUCUUGAACAAAAACUUGAAUAACAAGUAAUAAUUAGAAAAUAUUAAUUAAGGAGAGAAAUCAAAUGAUUAAGAAAUUAGAUUACAUGAUUGAAAUUUAGACAAAGUAGGAAGAUAAUUUAAAUUAAAUAAAGUAACUAAUUGCCUCUCGAAAAAUUAUUUGA